ACAGAGACCGAAAGUUGCGUUCCACCCAACGCGUAACCGCGACAACGCACGUGCGUCCGAUAAAACCGUCUAUAACCUGAAUGGAUAAAAAUACCCAAACGAAUGCUCGCGAUUUUGUUAGGGGCGGGGCCAUGCUCGAUGUCUCUAACCCCGCCAAAUAAUCCUGAACAAGUCAGAAAACGAUGUAACUCCACAAUUCCGUAAGCUAUUACAUAGUUAACAGUCUUUGUAACCUGUUUUAGCAGUUCUAACAUUUUAUAAUGUAUUUAGAAACAAUUUUCUGCAAUGGCUUUACACAGACUUUAUGAAGUACCGUAGCUAUCAGACUAUGAUGGAAACAUGAGGGCAUUUUUCCUAUAUUGCAGCGGUAAGUAUAACGUAAAUGAAAACAAAAUACACGACAUAAGUUACAUAUUUUGCAUUUAGACUUAACAUUCCUUUCAUGUUUCAGCCUUGCAUCUCUGUGCUAUUAUGGAUGUGUUUUUGGAAGAGGAGCAUGAAAAUGAUCUUCUGCAGGUGCUGAGUGAGUUUUGUGCUGAGCAGGAGUGGUUUUUGGGUAGACCCCUCCAUGACGAGGAACCCACAGUCAAUGCUUUAUCAGAAACCCCCUUCAGCUUCACAUAUCCUGACUUCAUGGUUGGCUGGGCCCUCAGCUGCCCACUGGCUAAGUGGUCAGCAGAACGCUUGAAUUAUGAUCCGCCCAAAUCGGAUUUCACGAUUGACCUUUUACAUGAGAUUGCCCUCUACAUUUGGGAGGAGGGAAGUUCAUCUAGUGAAACAGACGAGGUGAUAUUCAGUGACAUCGCAGAUCCAUAUACAUCUCCACCAACCCCUCCAGCCCGGCGCCCGCCACCAAAACUCAAUAUCCUCAUAUAUCCAGUGUCCAUCUCCGGGAACCUUGGAUGUCUACCUUGACUGCGGAGGCUGCUGAGUUGUUAUGAUUCAAGUGAAGCUGGAGAACGUUACGGAUAUGAGCUGAGCGGUGGAGGAUACAGCUACGUCACAGGAGGUGAAGGCAUGGUGUUUAGCAGGACAGCUGUACAGAAUAGCCAAACAGGUGGUAGCGAGUGUCGCAGUGCCGAUCCUCAUGAUAUGUGUUUAACCACGCUGGGGUUCCCGGUAACACACAGCCCACUCUUUUCACAGGCCUGUCCAGAUGAUUAUGUGAAAGAGCUCCUGACCCGACAGAACCCAAUCUCCUUUCACAAACACUGGAACAUCAACCCUGUGGCCGUCUACCAGCGCUAGCUAACAGACACAGUGUGA
Misgurnus anguillicaudatus (oriental weatherfish) is the source of this 1266-nucleotide messenger RNA. Lineage: Eukaryota; Metazoa; Chordata; Actinopteri; Cypriniformes; Cobitidae. The record is from RefSeq and is a predicted model, not a curated record.